Molecule: messenger RNA, 485 nt
Organism: Hibiscus syriacus
Lineage: Eukaryota; Viridiplantae; Streptophyta; Magnoliopsida; Malvales; Malvaceae
Product: protein ALTERED XYLOGLUCAN 4-like
Exons: 1
Coding region: 136-459 (107 amino acids)
Cellular component (GO): Golgi apparatus
Molecular function (GO): O-acetyltransferase activity
Source: RefSeq, a predicted model, not a curated record
CGAACGAGGCGGAUUAUGGUGUUGGAUUCUCCCUGAAGUUGGCACUUCGAUCUGCAUUGAAGCACAUCAACAAUUGCAAGAACUGCAAAGCAAGGGUCACCUUAGUCCGGACAUUUUCGCCGGAACAUUUUGAGGAUGGGGGGUGGAACACGGGGGAGAUGUAACAGGACAUGCCCUUUGAGUGAAUCAGCGAUAAACAUGAGCGGCCUGGAAUGGGGACUGAGGAGCCUGCAAAUGGAAGAGAUUGAAAAGGCUAGGAAGAAAGGCGGUAAGCUCGGGAAAAGGUUUGGGGUUUUAGACGUGAUGAAGGCAAUGAUGAGACCGGAUGGUCACCCUGGUGAGUUCUGGGGAAAUAAAUGGAUGAAGGGUUAUAAUGACUGUGUUCGUUGGUGCUUGCCAGGUCCCAUUGAUGUGUGGAAUGAUUUUUUGAUGGCAGUACUUACAAGAGAAUCUUCAUAGUGAAAUGGCUUUUAGAUCCAAAGUAG